AUGCAUCACAUCCCCUUGGGAGGCCCCACCUCUGCCGAAAGGGCUCGCCGCCUCGCAAUCAUCCUCACGUCAGUCUUGACCUUCGGAGCGGUUUGCAUGGUCGUUGCUGGAUAUGGUGCAAAGCCGCAGAAGCUUGCUGUGCGCAACGUGAAGUUUGCUGCUGCAAGGGCCACGCAGAAGUUGCAGGAUGCAGGGAACGGCAUGGCUAUCCCAGACCCUGACGAGACUGCCAGGAAGGCUAAGGAAGCUAUGUCCAAGGCCGGAGAUUCAGCAAACAAGGCGUUGAGUGACGUGGAGAACGCUCUCGAGGAUGUUCUCCCCGUCGGUGACAUCUUCAGUGCUCUCGGGUGGCACUUGGACCUCUGCUUCUACCUUGUCACUAUUUACAUUGUGUAUUACAUCUGGAAGUGCAAGGUAUGGCACAAGGUCUUGCCACAGUUGAUCUACGUUCGAACUGCGGAGGAGGAGCAGGCGGUCAAGGACGCAGAGCAUGCCAACGAGAACUGGUCCUCUAUCGGUGACUGGAGCGAGGACCCUCACGACUCCACCAAGCCCAACGACCAAGACCUGCUUUGGUUCCGCACAGGCACCAACGAGGAGCGUCUCUUCUACGAGAAGCAGCGUGUUCAGCCAAGUUUCAUCGACACCCUCAUGUGCGGCUGCGGAGGAAACGUGUACGCAGUGGCCGUGACGAGCAAAAGGAUCAUCAUCCAAAACGACAAGAGAUGCUUGUUUGGCUCCACUGUCCUGACCACCAACGAGGAAUCCUACCUCCUGAGCACCGUCCACAAGGCCUCCCUGCACACUGACGGCGCCUUGAACCUUGGCAUUUGCACUUUGCACUCCUCCGAGAUGCUGUCUGGCGGCUUCAACUGGAUCUUUCUCGGAUUUUUGGUUGACAUCGUGCUUGAGUGGAAACCCGCAAUCAUGAACUUCAUCACCGAUGAUCGCCUCAAGGGCUGGAUCAACUUGGUUCCCAACGACAUCAUCUACAUGUUUUCGUCCGUUUUGGUCUUGUUCGGAGCCUUCCUCUUCCUUGCCCUCCUCUUCUUCUUGAUCUGCCCUCAGAGCACCCUUGAGAUCGAGUUCGUUAAGCAAGCUGGAGUCAGCAGCUACACCAAGAAGUUUGACUUCCCUGUGCGGACUGCUUACAAGAUGUACGACGCGAUCAUGCAAGGAAGGUUUGGCCACUCGAAGUCUGCUUAA
This is a messenger RNA of Guillardia theta CCMP2712, 1206 nucleotides long. RefSeq lists its product as hypothetical. Bases 1 to 1206 code for a protein of 401 amino acids. The transcript is spliced from 3 exons. Lineage: Eukaryota; Cryptophyceae; Pyrenomonadales; Geminigeraceae. The record is from RefSeq and is a predicted model, not a curated record.